Molecule: messenger RNA, 1775 nt
Organism: Rhipicephalus sanguineus (brown dog tick)
Lineage: Eukaryota; Metazoa; Arthropoda; Arachnida; Ixodida; Ixodidae
Product: cytochrome P450 3A8-like
Molecular function (GO): monooxygenase activity; oxidoreductase activity, acting on paired donors, with incorporation or reduction of molecular oxygen; iron ion binding
Source: RefSeq, a predicted model, not a curated record
GUCAUUCUGAAACACAACUCGUGCUCUUUCGCUUGACUUCACAAGGGCGGCGCAAUCACGAACCAUGCUCGAAGCGUUGCUUCUGAGUUUCGUCGUCACGUUUGCUACAUGGUUCAUCAUACAACGCAAGAGACGGCUGUCGUUUUUUAAAGACCUCGGAAUCCCAGGGCCUCCUCCAAGCUUUCUUUCAGGCAACUUGUCUGAACUUAUACAAAAGGGAACGCUGGUUAAAUACAAGGAAUGGCUGGACAAAUACGGCGACAUUGUAGGUUUCUACAACGGUGCUCACCCGUUUCUUAUCGUGAAAGACCCUGAGCUAAUCAAGAAGAUCCAGAUAAAGGACUUCCACAAUUUUCAUAGCCGAGGGAUUUCGUCGGGAUUGGCCCUUAGCCACCCUAUCAACAAAUACAGCAUUGUCAUCGCUCAGGGUGAGCGCUGGAAAAAAAUCCGCAGCCUUGUAACACCGGCGUUUACGACGAGCAACAUGAAGAAGAUGGCGAGCCUCAUGGACGAUAGCUCCAACGAGUUCCUCCAAGUCCUCGAAUCCCUGCAGAGGAAGGGCGAAGCCCUCGAGUUCCGGGAGCUCUUCCAGAGGCUGACGGCGGAUGUCAUCAUUCGAUCAGCGUUCGGUCUCAAAUCCGACCUGCAGCAGAAGGACCGAAAGAAGAGCACAAUAGAGUCACUGUUUCGAGAAACGUUGGACAGCUUGCAACAGUUUCGUCGUACGUGGAUAAAUUUCCUUACCACUUGCUUUCCAGAGUUUACUCCUUUGUGGAGAUUGACCAUAUCGUUCUUUUCACGGCACAACAAGACUGCGCAAGACAAGAGCUUUGACGAGAUCACGCCCAUCAUACAAUUUCGUCGUGAAAACCGCGAGGAUAGAUGCGACCUUCUGCAGCUGAUGCUCAACGCUGAAGGGGAGGAUGCACAACUUGUCAACGUGCAUUCGCUCACGGCAGCCGGCGAUGCUGACAGCGCAUCUGAAGGGAACCAGCCUGAGAAAGUAAAUGAAGAUGGGAAAAAGUGCGUCCUGACAAAUACUGAAAUCUUGGCGAAUGGCUUCGGUUUCUUCGUAGCAGGAUUCGAGACGACAGGCUCAACGAUGGCUUUUCUAUCAUAUCUCCUCGCAAAACACCAGGACAUUCAAGACAGACUCAGAGAGGAUGUCCUUGCCGUCCUGAAGAGAGACGGUGCCUUCACGUACGACAACGUCUUCGGCAUAAAAUACCUGGACCAGGUUAUAUCGGAAUCUCUUCGCUUUUAUUCGCCGGUAGUAGGGUUCACGACAAGAAGAUGCGCUCGUGACUAUGUACACAAAGGUAUAACAAUACCUGCUGGAACCAGCAUCGUUAUUCCCAACCACCACCUGAGUCAUGACCCAAACUUUUGGGAGCAACCCGAAGUCUUCGAUCCUGAAAGAUUCAGCCCCGAAAACAAAGGCCAUGUUGAUCCCGUGGUGUACCAGCCUUUCGGCCAGGGCCCUCGCAACUGCGUCGGUAUGAGAUUCGCCCAGCUGGAGAUGAAAUUAACCAUGGCCAAAUUACUGUCAAAAUACAAGCUUCUCCUAGAUGACCGCCACAUUAAGGAGAAAGACUUGGAGCUUGAAUCCACCUUCGUCCUCGCGAUGCCCAAGGAUGGAAUCUGGCUUAAGGUCGAAAACGUUGUCUGACCAUAUCAACAUGGCUUGCAGCGUCAUUCGACAACGCAUUCUACGAAAGCGGUGUUUUGCACAACAUGUUACUCAGUUUCUGCAUAAUAAACUCGGGCUUAAAUAU